Messenger RNA from Thermothelomyces thermophilus ATCC 42464, 483 nucleotides. RefSeq lists its product as uncharacterized. Bases 1 to 483 code for a protein of 160 amino acids. The transcript is spliced from 3 exons. The record is from RefSeq and is a predicted model, not a curated record. NCBI's taxonomy places the organism in Eukaryota, Fungi, Ascomycota, Sordariomycetes, Sordariales, Chaetomiaceae.
AUGCUCGGUCUGUUUGAGGGCGCUCUUGGGAUUUAUGGGCAAGCUCUACAGCCCGGGAGAAUCCAUAACACCAGGGUGACGCGACUGUCAGACGGAGAGGCGCAGCCUACGUCUGACGCCCGGCUCAUGAACAAUAUGGGCGCGCAAGAGAUUGACUGUGGCAAGCGAGAGGGCGAGCUCAGAGCCGCGAAACGGACAUCAACCUAUCAUAGCUGCCUCAUGUCGCGGCGGUGCGAGGAGGCUUGCUGCCCAACGGUUGGCUCCGGCAUCCAUGAACAGGCCGGGAACGGUGCCAAUCGGCCGCCAAUCGGCCAAUACAGUCAAUGCAGGAGCGAGCGAGCAUCGGAUGACGAGCCCGGAACGCCUCCGUUUGGGGGCACCGUGGCGCCUAUGAAAUCUCGAGUCUGUCCUUACUGCGCUCUGCGGCUGUGGUCGAUCGAGGCACACUUCAUCGGCAUUGGCUCUGAGGGCGGAGAACAAUAA